CCGCGGAAGACCCAGCUCCACCGGGCCAUGUCCACGGAGCCAGAGCUCAUUGAGCUGCGGGAGCUGACACCUGCUGGGCGCCCUGGCCCGGGCCGCGCCCGGCUGGAGCGUGCCAACGCGCUGCGCAUCGCGCCCAGCCCCGCGCGCAACCUCGCACGGAAACAGGUCCCGGGUCGCGGCCACCGGUUCCAGCCUGCAGGGCCCGCCACGCACACGUGGUGCGACCUCUGCGGAGACUUCAUCUGGGGCGUCGUGCGCAAGGGUCUGCAGUGCGCGUACUGCAAGUUCACCUGCCACUACCGCUGUCGCGCGCUCGUCUGCCUGGACUGCUGCGGGCCUCGGGACCUGGGCUGGGACCCCGCGUUGGAGCGAGACACGAACGUGGAUGAGCCAGCGGAGUGGAAGACACCAGAACUUUCUCAGGCUGAAAUUGAGCAGAAGAUCAAGGAGUACAAUAGCCAGAUAAACAGCAACCUCUUCAUGAGCCUGAACAAGGAUGGCUCCUACACAGGCUUCAUCAAAGUUCAGCUGAAGCUGGUGCGUCCUGUCUCUGUGCCCUCCAACAAGAAACCACCCUCUCUUCAGGAUGCCAGGCGAGGCACAGGGCGGGGCACAGCUGUGAAGCGCCGCACCUCCUUUUACCUGCCCAAGGAUGCUAUCAAGCACCUACACGUCCUGUCCCGCACUCGGGCACGCGAGGUCAUUGAGGCUCUGCUUCGCAAAUUCUUGGUGGUUGAUGAUCCCCGGAAAUUUGCACUCUUUGAACGGGCUGAGCGUCAUGGACAAGUGUACUCCCGGAAGCUCUCAGAUGAUGAACAGCCCCUGAAGCUACGGCUUCUUGCAGGACCCAGUGAGAAGGCUCUGAGCUUUGUCCUGAAGGAGAAUGACACUGGGGAAGUGAAUUGGGAUGCCUUCAGCAUGCCUGAACUACACAACUUCCUGCGUAUCCUGCAGCGAGAGGAAGAGGAGCACCUUCGCCAGAUCCUCCAGAAGUACUCCCAUUGCCGCCAGAAGAUCCAAGAAGCCCUACAUUCCUGUCCUUUGGGAUGACCUCUUAGACCCUGGCUGGCAGGAGGAGUGCAGGCAGUGCCAAGCGCGUGCCGUGUGAAUGUGAGCGAGUCCAUUGGGCCUGAAGAGUGAGUGUGCGUGCAGGUUCCCUCCUGUUGAGGGAAAUAAGCCCAGAAAAGAGCAAAGAAGCUGUCCCCGUGUCCACCGGUGGGUGUAGCAGGGCAUGGCUUGCCGCCCCUCUGACCCUCACGUUCAGGGUCACAGUGGGCCAGGGCUACUCUAGGUAGCAGCAGCUCCAGGUUUGCAGCAGGGGUGGAGCAGACAAGAGUCUCCGUACUUCAUUUCUCACAAGUGAGAAUCUUGGGAGACUCUCCAAACACAAAAGGGUGGUGUUUUCAGGGAUGGGGGGGCCCUGAUCGGUGGGGAAAGGUUUGGGGUCUUGGACAAAGUCCCAGGAUAGCCCUAAUUAGAGCCAAGAGUGGGUGCUCAGAGUAAAGCAGACAUCGAGGUAGACUCUCUGGUUCUCUCUCUAGUGCCUUAUGAGUCACAACUUCCUAAGGUCCCAGGGAGCUGCCUCAGUGCCGCCCCCAAGGAGGAAGUCUCUGGGCCAGGCCCAUUCCUUGUUUGCCAAAGCUAGGGUUUCUCCCUCAGAUUUUCUUAAUGAAGUGUGUGAAUGUAUGUAAUGUUUUAUGGCCUCAACUGAAUGCCUCCUGUGGGAAAAUGGAUGAGGGAUGACAGUCAUCAUCAGGGCCUGAGGCCUGAAAGAAUUGGCUGAAUAAAGAUGAAAAAGUC
Molecule: messenger RNA, 1800 nt
Organism: Dipodomys ordii (Ord's kangaroo rat)
Lineage: Eukaryota; Metazoa; Chordata; Mammalia; Rodentia; Heteromyidae
Gene: Rassf1
Product: Ras association (RalGDS/AF-6) domain family member 1
Exons: 6
Coding region: 28-1050 (340 amino acids)
Biological process (GO): Ras protein signal transduction
Cellular component (GO): nucleus; microtubule cytoskeleton
Source: RefSeq, a predicted model, not a curated record